Molecule: messenger RNA, 714 nt
Organism: Aspergillus bombycis
Lineage: Eukaryota; Fungi; Ascomycota; Eurotiomycetes; Eurotiales; Aspergillaceae
Exons: 2
Coding region: 1-714 (237 amino acids)
Source: RefSeq, a predicted model, not a curated record
AUGUCUUGUUAUGCACUGCACGCCGGCAAGAUUUCAUCCAAUUUUGAGGUGGAUUCAGCAUGUGGAGUCGCCAAUUCCACGAACCCCCAUGUACAAUGCUGUGUCAAGGGCGACUAUUGCAUGAGCAACGGCAUCUGUCACUAUAAGCAUUCUGGCGGAUCAGGAUAUUAUGCCGCCGAUUGUACAGAUCCAACUCUCCAGGAUCCGGCCUGCAUGACACGAUGCGGUGGCCACGCAUUUUCGGAUUUGACGUACGACGAAUCGUCAGGGCUCUGGGCAUGUUGCAGCUAUAAUAGUGAUGGAAAGGCCAAUUGUUCAAACCCCACGGACGAGAAAUUUCCUGCUCCAGUUCCGAGCGACCUCGCGACCAUACAAUAUCUGCCUUCAACGGGCACUCCAAGCUAUCCCACGGCGACAUCAAGCACGACAAGCACAGCAAGCGACGUUAGCUCGACACCGUCCUCGAACCCCAGCAGUCAUAUUGGAGCCGGUGCGGCGGCUGGCAUUGGUGUUGGGGUGGGAGCUGGGGUGUUUUUAAUAGCGAUGACUGGUGCAUUCUUUUAUUUUCGACGUCGGAAAUCGCCACAACAAUCGUCAACGCAUACAUCGUUUCAACCUCUAUGGGUCGGGUCAGAGUCGGAAACACAUCAAUUAGAUUCACAACAUCGAUUUGAGCUUGGGAAACCGGAACCGCGUCCUCAAGAGCUUGCCUGA